This is a messenger RNA of Porites evermanni, 8799 nucleotides long. The record is from the annotation of a GenBank genome assembly. NCBI's taxonomy places the organism in Eukaryota, Metazoa, Cnidaria, Anthozoa, Scleractinia, Poritidae.
AUGAAUUCGAGAUGUUUUAAAGUUUUAUUUCUCACGCUCAUCAUAUCUGUCCGUCCAGCUGUUGCUACUCCUUUUCAUAUUUUGCUGAUAGUUGUGGAUGACUUAGGGUGGAGCGAUGUAGGGUUUCACAACCCACAGAUCAACACCCCGAAUAUAGAUCACCUUGCUUCUAAAGGAGUAAUACUUGAUAAUUACUAUGUACAACCUACUUGUACUCCAACCAGAGCCGCUCUUCUUUCCGGGAUGUACCCCAUACACACAGGUAAAUAUACAUUGAGUAUUGUGUUUUAUAUUCAGCUGAGGUGCGGAAAUUAAGCAAUUCUCAUUUUGAUUUCAAAACCGACGUCAGUCGCAAUCACAGAACAUACCUGCUUAUCAGUCACUCAAAUCAGUAAGGUUAAAACUCAAAGUUUUCUAGCUUUAAAUAAUCUAUUUUGACUGAAGAGAAAAAUAAUUGGAAGGAUUCAUUACGCAGUGGGAGCUAGUUCAAGGUCGCUGGCUUUCAAUUAUAUCGCCAUGCACUGCUACAUUUCGCUAGAGUUCUUCUAGGUAGCUCUGAAACUCCGUCUUUUAUGAGUUCUUAAAUCACUAACUGGUUUUCAUUCGGCCAGUUGAAACUCUAAAUUCCUAUUUUUUGCUUGCAACAUUUAGCAAAUUGAGUCGCCAUGAGUUUAGUGACCAUGAAAAAAAGGGUAAUUGACGUGCGUUGUCAGAAAAAAUGUUGACGAAAAAUCUUGUUAACGUUAUGAAAAAUGCCUUAUGUUUCUAGUCAUCAUUGAAGUGAGACAUUUGCUCCUCCAAAAGCUGAAUUCGAAUGGGGGCAUUUAAGUCAAAUUAACAUAUAAGAUUUUAGAUAAUAGACCAUUGUUGUCUCUCUUGUGCCUAUCAACUAUAGUUGUGGCGAGGCCCGGUAUCACUUGUCAAGAAUUAUCUCUUCCUUCUCUGAAUUUUUUGAGCAAUGCGAAAUAAACAUAACAAGUUUUCAAGGAACUUUUCCAUCUCUAAAACAGGAGGGCACAAUGAUGAAAAACUAUUUGAAAGAUGAAAGAGGAAAGAGCAGCAAUCUUUAUCCAUUAUACCAGACCUUAAUUAAUAUUAGUACGAUGGAUAUUCAAAUUUUUCGCUUUUCUGUGUGACAUGAAAUUUCCACGGGGAUCUCUAAUAUUCGGAAAUAAUAAUAUCGCGGAUUCCAAAAAAUUUCUUAAAUUUAAAUCCACGAAAAUGGCUGUCCGAGAACGGUAAAAAAAAGGAACGCUAACAGAGUAAGUAAAUUUCUUUCCCUUGCGUCAGUUUCAAAAUAAAUCAGUCGAAAGGGUAAUUAAACAAAGAUUAAAAAUAGAGUGUAUAUCAAAAUGAUUAGAGAGGUUCGAGAAUGGGCAGGGAUUGUUUCUAGCAUUAGAAAUUACCAUGGUUUCAAUUCAAAGAGUCCAAAAACUAAGGCUGCAGAGCAGCUGACGUACGUAGACGCCAUUCUUAUUUAAUUUCAAAACUCCAGUGAUAAUCAAAGGAAAUACUUGCUUAUAGACUCAGGGACUGUUAACGUGGAGGGAGGAAGAUCCUAAAGGGCGGAAAAACUUCUCAUUGGGUUUACAUGCAGCAAUUUUGAUCCCUGUGGUGCUAAGUCUUCUCUCUUUACUGGGCGUUUUACAAAUGCGAAUUAUCACCUGAUUACAGAAUUAUCAGCUCUUAGUAAAUAUAACGAAGCCAAACGAAAUAGUUGGCCCUUCUCGCCGUGAUUACCCACAGAACGACGACCCGCCGCCAUUUCUCUCUGGUUUGUCCCUAAGUAUCUUCCUUGCGAAAGCAGUGUACAUGGUGCUAGGAACUUCCUAGAACUAGGAUCUUUCUAACUUUUAGCUACGAAGACCCUAGUACUAGGAAGUUCCUAGCGCUAGGGACAGGCAAGUACAACCCAUUACUAACACUAUUGAAUACAGCCUGCUGAAACAUAUGGCGCUAGCAGGAUGAUCCGCCUUCUAGGAUCUUCCUGGAUAACAUUCAAAGUUCAGGAAAGAAAAAGAAAGUUGUUGUCUUGAUUUUCCAUCUUUGACAAAACGUGAAAUUAAGCAGUCUCGCGUUGUAUAGUCAUGCAACGACGGCAGAGAAAUGUACAAAAAAGCGUGUGAUGCAUGUGCAAAGUUGAUUGCUUUUAAUUUCGUGCCGUUCUCGUUAUGUUCACCGCUGUCACUGCUUGAGCUCCCCAUUUUUAGUAGCUCUGGAUCAAAUUCCCUGCUGCCGAGCUUGUAAAUCACUAACUAGUUUUUAUUUAUUUUAUUAUUAUUAUUAUUUUUAUUAAAUUGUUAUUGGGACUUUGAGAUCCAACGACGCGACGGCAAUGAGAACGUCGCUUAAAAAGUGAAUUUCGGCCGGUUCUUUCGAUCUUUAUCGCAAUUGGUCCUACCCACUUACUUUGUCAAAUGUAGGCGAACCCUCGUGGAGUUGAAUUCCUGCGCACCAUAUCCAAGAACAGAAAGAGAAAUAAAUUUCGUCGUUGCUUGUUUACGUCCUCCAUAAAACGCGAAAUUAGGCAUGUUCACGUCGUAGUCGUGCAAAAACGAGCAGAGAAAUGUACAAUAGGGCGUGGUGCACGUGCAAAGUUCUUGUUUUGCUGAUAAAACCUAUUGUUUUUUUGGCGUUCUCGUUACCAUCCGUAUCGUUGGAUCUUAAAAUCCCCAAUAUUUUACGUUUGGAGUAUCCGUUCUACUCCUAACAGUGGGAUACAAUCAAAAUACUGGCAAGGUCGCCAUGAAUUGAGUUACCUACGUUAAGGGCAAUUUAGCACGUAUUGCCAUGUCUUCCCGGCCCCAGUUAUAAUGUUCAAAAUUUUUUGCAUAGUUAUGUAUUUACCUACCAGAACCUCGGUACAUUACCGUUUAAGGCCCGUUUUCAAGUUAAAAAACAGUCCGUAUUUCUUAAAUCUAAGAAUUUCUGACGGGAAAAUUAAACAGUGCCCUGUGAAAACGUCGUUAAAUAAGGUCUCAAGUAAACAGGUUAAUUGCUUGCCCCAUGAUUAUGUAAUUAACAUAUUGAAUUGCACUACAUAACUGUCUAGUAGAGUUCAUAUAAACAGAUAAAAACGCGAGAUAAAAUCAGUAACAUCAAUAUAAAAGCAAAGAGCAAGAAUAUAGUCACACCAAAAGUAACAAUAGACUUUGUCACGGUUUUUGACGCCAUGACUGACGAGUAGGCAAACGAGUGAGAAAUUACAGGCACUGAAUUACAGUGUUUGUAUGAGAAUUUAAUGUCGAAUACUUUCCGUAAAACGGCUGUUGUGAAAAAAAAAUGGAAUUGUAAAAGACGCUACAAAGCAAAGGAUUUUACUAAAGCAUUUGGGGGGCUUACUUGUGCUUAAAUUUCUCUAGAGGCUUGCUUUAGAUUUUCCAAAUAUUUGUCGGUAAUUUUUCCCGGGACUUUCUUAAUACAGACGACAAAUGUAUAGAAAAUUUACAAAAAGUGGUUGUAGGUCUUCUAGGGCAUUUAACGCCCUCAAUUCUUUUUCAGUAGAAUCCUUUGGAGUAAAGCUUUAGUUUACAAUUCAUAUUUUUUUCAGAUCAGCCGUUCUACGGAAAAUAAUCGACAUUAGAUUCUCAUACAAACACUGUAAAUUCUCACGCGUUUGCCUACUCGUCAAGAUGGCGUCGAAAACCGUGACAAGGUCUAUUCGUUUUCUGUUUCUUCUUCUGUAAAGCAACUAAGCUUAAAUAUGGUGGCAUUCGUAAUAUCCUCGACAAGACUAGCACUCUUGCGUUAAUUAAUCAGAAACACUCUCUUCAAAUUCCGAUCCGUUGAGCUCCGUUGGUAAUUCAUUACUCAGAUUACUUCGAGAGGGCCCGCUCUAUUACUUUCACUCGGAAGAGUCUUUUUGUAAGUUGGCCUUGUGAAGUCGGUGAAUUGAACUGAACCGUUGGAAAUGCACGCUAAAUGUAGGUCUAUAGGUGCGUUUUCGGGUCCAAACACUUAUUAUUUUUUUUCGAUCUACAACAUUCGGGCUUGAAAACAACAGUGCCGUCUGGUCUACAUCAUAUUACAAUGAGGUCCUGAAUUAACCUUUUAUUAUUAUUAUUAUUAUUAUUAUUAUUAUUAUUAUUAUUAUUAUUAUUAUUAUUAUUAGGAAUGCAAAAGGAAGUCAUAACUCAUGACCAGCCAUACGGACUGCCCCUUAGUUUUACUACUUUGCCACAGAAACUCAAAGAAGUAGGUAAGACUAUAAUAAUACUCUGUAGAAACAACGUUCUCAAGCAAAUAAAAAGAUCCCACAACCGUUAUAAGUUCAACAAGCUAUCGAACUGGAAGAAUCCUUAGCCUCGAUCACAGCCGCUGAGCGGGAAAUGAGCCUGCUCUCCACCCCCGGUACAGUAUCCUACAAUAACUACCCCCCCCCACCCCCCCUUCCCUCCACAGUGUAUACAACGUUGUUAUUACAAAAGAGAUUCAACGGUAUCUUUUUCGCUUUAUUGAUUUUUGUUUAAUAUUAUAUUAUAGCUAAGACUGCGACUCUGUCUGAUAGAGAGAAUACGGAAAUAUAGUAUACUGGAAUGGUAUAAAAUUUAGAAUUGCGUAUGAUUGGUUGACAAUCGGACUUUUUUUUUGCCGGCUAUUUUAAGCGGUGCGGUGUUUGAUCUAAGGGGCGCUUUACUGCACACUCUUUGCACGCGUCUUUAAGGUAUGACUAGUGCAGAGUUAACCCAGAUCUGGGUAGCACUUCUGAUUGGUUGGGCCUGGAAAGAAAUUGGCUUCAACCAAUCAGAAGCACUACGCAGAUCGGGUAAAGGUAGUGACACGUCAUCAGUAUGGAAUUUCUGUUCGACGUCAUUUCGCGAGGAAACCACUGGUGACGUCGCGAAAUUUCAGCCGUUUUCUGAUCUCAGGCUAACCAAUUGCUCUUGUAAAUUAUCUUUUCAUUCCAGGAUAUUCUACGCACAUUAUAGGCAAAUGGCACCUUGGCUUCUUUCGUUGGCCUUACACCCCGUUAUACCGUGGCUUCGACUCCUUUUACGGUUUUUACGGUGGAUAUGAAGAUUACUACAGCCAUGAAUAUGAGGGAAUCCUUGAUUUUCUUGACAACAAAAAACCCGUAAGAGAUAAGAGUGGAGUUUAUUCGGCAACGCUGUACGCUGAGGUACUUACAGACUUCCAGAUUGUCAGGAGCUUAUAACUCGGAGAGAACAACUCCAUACUAGGCCUAUGCAAAGGCGUUUUUACGGACCAGUUUAUUUUAAGACACUUUUUACUGCGUAGGGCACUUUUUACUGCGAAAAUGGAAUCUCCGCCACGUCUAUGAACACAUUCGAAGAAUAAGAUACCAGAAAGGAAUACGCAACGUCAUUAAAAGGCAAAAAUUAUCAUUUUUAAGUCUGUAGGUUUUGCCGACUGCUUUGUGGGACUUAAAAGAAAUUCUCAAUUCCCAGCAAAACCGUUCUCAAAAUAAACUGGUCCAUAAAAUUGCCGUGACACGAGCACAUGGAAGUUGCUCGCUUCAGGUUAUGGGCUCCUGAGAUUGUUGAAUAGUACUCAAUACCGAAAUACAGUAGAACCAAAUAAUAUGACUUUUCCUCCAUGAAAAUUUGACCGUAGUCACCGGUUUAGUGUCCUAUCUCCCUCCAAGGCGAGGGCUGUAAGGCUCAAUUUUUGCGAGGCCUCAAAAAAUUAGAGAGCUUUAGAUUCUAUGACGAGCUAGAGUUGAAUUAUAAAAGCUAGUACGACUACGAGAAAGAAAUUUCCUUAAUACUAAGUAGUGCGCGCGCGUGAACCAGCGUCAUGUUGGCGGGAAAACUUGGUAGCCGUCGUCAUAUAGCGUGCCCGUGUGUGUGCGUGCCCGUCGUCACGAUAGCGUGCCCUACAGUUCCCUACUAAUAUAUACAGCUAUUUCGAGAAAGGUCGUCGGAUAAAGUGCACGCAACAACCCCCAAAGGUUUGUGGGUGGUUUUGAGUGCACUGUUUUUCAAAGAAAUUUGAACGAAUGGCAGGAGAUGCCAUGGACGUAUGUCUGCGAGUGCUAAAGGAAAGCAACAAAAGUAGGUUCGACAACUACAGUGUCAGGAAUGGUGUAUUGAACAUAUCCCAUAUUACCUUUCGGGAUUGUCGCGUGCACAUAUUUUCCGACAACAGUUUCUCGAAAUAGCUGUAUAUAAAAAAAAUUACUUGACAAACUUGUCCAGUUUUGGUGAUCAAGAAAUGCUUGGGAAUGAAUCUCGAUGGCAGAAGUAUUUCACAUAGAAACUGGUCAGUAAUUUGUUUACCCUUAGGAGUUUUUAAGAAACCGUCCCGUCGGCUUCAAAAUAUAAGCGAAAAUCAAGUUAAAAGAACAUUUCCAAAUCAGUUUAUGACUUGAGUUUCUUUUUCUAUUAAACAGCAAGCAAGAAGAGUGAUCCUAUCCCACAAUGUAUCCAAACCCUUGUUUUUAUACCUUCCAUUUCAAAGUGUGCAUGCACCAUUAAGUGUUGAUCUAAGAUACGAAUAGAAGUAUCGACGAAUUCGCAAAAAAAGGAGGCGAACUUAUGCUGGCAUGGUUGACAUUUUGGACGAAGCGAUAGGAAACGUCACAGAAGCUAUGAAAGAGGCUGGGUGAGUCGUCAACGGUAUAAGUUCGUUAAAAGAGACUUUUCACAUUCUAAGACAAACACGCCUACGAGGACAAGAAGUUCUCUAUACCAAGUAGUGGGCACGCGUGAACCAGAGUGGCAGAAAAACGUGACGACAAAAAACAAUCUCAAUGCCUAAACAUAGUCUUCAAUAACAAAACAAUUGACGCGGAAUAAAAAGACAGGCGACAAAUGACGUCAGAGAAACGAGCGAAUGAAUUCCAUACUGAUGACGUGUUACUACCCAGAUCAGGGAAGUACAUCAGUCUGAUUGGUUGAGGUAAAUUUCUCACGCAGCACGACCAAUCAGAAGCACUACCCAGACCUGGGUAAUGCUUCUGAUUGAUUGAAGUAAAUAUCCCAAGAGGCACGAGCAAUUAGAAGCACUACCCAGAUUUGCAUGGGUAGUAACGCGUCAUCAGUAUGAUGUUAUCAGUAUGGAAUUUCUUCCGUUCCUCCUCGGGCGCUACUUCGCGGGGAAACCAGUGACGGCGUGGUGAAAUUUUCGUUGUUGUCUUACCUUUUAAAAAAUAUACCAAAUAGCUUGACUUAGUCCCCUAACCAACACUUCUUAUGAAAAGGUUGUACUUCUUUGCUUUCGUUUCAGUCUAUGGAACCACACCUUGACGAUUGUAACUACUGAUAAUGGAGGCGAUCCUACCCAAGGUGGAUACAACUGGCCCCUCCGCGGACAGAAAGGCAGCCUCUGGGAGGGAGGGGUCAGGGGAGUUGGUCUAGUUCACGGAAGGAUGCUUCAGAAGACUGGGGUUAAGUGCAAGGAGCUCUUUCAUAUCACUGACUGGUAUCCGACUCUUGUUAAUCUGGCAGGUAAAUUAAAAAAAAUGUUAACUUCCAUUCAAGGACAUUGAGGUGCGCAACUACCUGUGCUCCAAUUCGCAGAUAAAUAGCAAGCUAAAACAAAAAUACAUAAGUAAAGCCGAAGGACAGAAAGUGAAUAAAACUUUGUCGAAGAAAAUGAAAUGUUUUCCCUGAUUUUGACACAUGCGAAAGCGAUAUUAACUGCUGCUUGAAAAACAUGGUCGUAUAAGACCAAGAAAGACAAUUACAUCAACUUAUUAUAAAAAGAAACACAAAUUUAGAGAGAGAAAAGGGCACGCUUCUGGUUGACGAGCGUCGCUCAAAAACGAUUUUGCUUUAGCUCCAACAACAACAACAACAAGCUCAUAUUUGCAUGACCAUACAAGAACCGCAUUGUAAAAGCUACGUUACUUUGGUAAUAAUUUGUCACGAACAUCAAAGCAAGCUGAAAUAUAUCUUAUGAGUUGUAUAUUGAUAAAGGGUAACUAGAGGAGUUCAUCAGUUCAUUGAUCAUAACGUUUACAUAGGUAACUGAGUAAUAUUUGGAAUCAGAGUCUUGAUUUCAUAUAUUGUAAAAAACAUUCCUAAUCAUAGAGUAUGUAGGACAGCGAAAAAGAAAGAGAACUUGGUCUUCUAUUAGAUUGCUAAUCUUAUAAAAAACCAAGUUCAAAAAGGGCAAUGCCUAUUAUCCUUCGUAUAUAGUUUGAUUGCAUGUAUCUACCCAAUUCUAUGAUUCUAGUUUGUGAUUGUUAUUCGUAGUUUUACUAAAGCCCUUCACCCAGCUGUUCCUCUUGUUAAGUGUAAGUAAUUGGAGGUGGUAUGAUCGGUUUUAAAAGAUCUAUAAAAUUCAAGUUUUUGAGAAUGUUGAAGGGUGUUUUGCUUUCGUAGUUUUACUAAAGCCCUUCACCCAGCUGUUCCUCUUGUUAAGUGUAAGUAAUUGGAGGUGGUAUGAUCGGUUUUAAAAGAUCUAUAAAAUUCAAGUUUUUGAGAAUGUUGAAGGGUGUUUUGCCAGCUUGAAAUUUAUUCCUGUUCAUUGAACUUACAUAGCUCCGUACUUUCUUAACCCAGGAUGGUAGCAAAAUUAAUUUUACGAUCAGUUUUAGUAUACUUAUUUUGUUCUCCUUAAUGACUGUUAGAUCGAUCUCUUGGUGUUGACCAAAGACGCACUGACGCUGCUAUUCGACAAUUGGAUGGCUUUAACAUCUGGCGCAGUUUAUCCGAAGGGGAGCCAUCGCCACGAAGGGAGAUUGUGCACGACAUUGGUGACCAUAGGGCAGCAAUUCGUGUUGGAGACAUGAAGUUGAUAUUAAAUCAAACUGAUAGGAAGAGGUAUAUCCCACCAGAGUUGGUUGGAAGUAUUCCAGCUGAGCAAGGAAAAAAGGUCAUCAUGUACACUUAA